AGCGGCGCGUCCAUUUUGUAGCCGUGCCGGGUGCUCGCCUGGGCGCAGAGCGCGGGUCCCGCGGCCGGAGGAGGAGCGGCCGCACGGCUCCCGGCGGGCCCCUCCGCGUCGCCGGAGCUCCGAGGUAAGUCCCCGCCGCUGGGCUCCUCUCCGGGAGGGCCGGGACCUGCGUGGGCGGGGGCUGGCGGAAAGCGCCUUCUGCGCUCGGGCCCCCGCCGCGCCGCGGAAACCCGCGGGCCUAGGGGAGACGGCGCUGCCCGGAGUCGGCUCCGCCGCCGGGAUGCCCAGCUCCGCUGCCAGCCCCUCGCUGUCGCUGGGAGGAGAUGGCGACGCCGCGCCGGAUCCGAGCACGCGCCGGGCGGGGGCGCCCUCACCGUAACCCCUCGGCGCGGAGAGCGCCUGUUCGCCAGGCCUCGCGGGCUAGCUGCGCCUUUCCGGGAGGCGGCUGAAGACACUGAGAGUCGAGACUGCAUGCUGUGCGAAUACGUGCGUUAUACUGUCGUCUUUCUCCUUUCUCUGCAGCGGCCUACGGUCUGUAAGUUACAUCGUGAAGAAAGCCUGGUCGUCCUACCCUGGGAAAUAGUACCCCUGCCGAAUGCACCUGCUUGCAGGGGACACAGGAUGUGAUGGAGCUGCUUGAAGAAGAUCUCACAUGCCCAAUUUGUUGUGGUCUGUUUGAUGAUCCUCGAGUUUUGCCCUGCUCGCACAACUUCUGCAAAAAAUGCUUAGAAGGGCUCUUAGAGGGGAAUGUGCGGAAUUCGUUGUGGAGACCAUCUCCAUUCAAGUGCCCCACCUGCCGGAAGGAAACUUCAGCUACCGGAGUCAAUAGCCUGCAGGUCAAUUACUCCCUGAAGGGUAUAGUGGAAAAGUAUAACAAGAUCAAGCUCGCUCCCAAAAUGCCAGUGUGCAAAGGACACUUGGGGCAGCCUCUCAACAUUUUCUGCCUGACUGAUAUGCAGCUCAUUUGUGGGAUCUGUGCUACUCGUGGUGACCAUACCAAGCAUGUCUUUUGUUCUAUUGAAGAUGCCUAUGUUCAGGAAAGGAAUGCCUUUGAGUCCCUCUUCCAGAGCUUUGAGACCUGGCACCGGGGAGAUGCCCUUUCUCGCUUAGAUACCUUAGAAACGAGCAAGAGGAAAUCCCUACAGUUACUGACUAAAGAUUCAGAUAAAGUGAAGGAGUUUUUUGAAAAAUUACAGCACACAUUGGAUCAAAAGAAAAAUGAAAUCUUGUCUGACUUUGAGACCAUGAAACUUGCAGUUAUGCAAGCCUAUGACCCCGAGAUCAACAAACUCAGCACCAUCUUACAGGAGCAACAGAUGGCCUUUAACAUUGCUGAGGCCUUCAAGGAUGUGUCAGAACCCAUCGUAUUUCUGCAACAGAUGCAGGAAUUCAGGGAAAAAAUCAGAGUAAUCAAGGAAACCCCUCUGCCUCCUUCUAAUUUGCCCAUAAGCCCUUUAAUGAGGAACUUUGAUACCAGUCAGUGGGAGGACAUAAAACUAGUAGAUGUGGAUAAACUUUCUUUGCCUCAAGACACUGGCACAUUCAUUAGCAAGAUUCCCUGGAACUUUUAUCAGUUAGUUGUGGUGGUUCUUCUCCUUGGCCUUCAUAUUUCUCUCAGUCCUACCGUAUUCCCGGAAUGGUCUUUAAUUGAUGAACUCACAGCUUGGAAAGAUCAUCUUGCAAGUUUCAGUUCCUACUAUCUGACUAAAUCAGCUGAUAUUGUAAAACAGUCAUUUUUUUCCUGGGAACAGGUGACAGAUGGGUUUUUCAUUUUCAGUGAGAGAUUCAAGAAUUAUACUUUAAUGGUGCUAAACAAUGUGGCAGAAUUUGUGUGCAAAUAUAAACUAUUAUAAAACCUGUUUCAACUACA
This is a messenger RNA of Choloepus didactylus (southern two-toed sloth), 1870 nucleotides long. It is a transcript of the gene TRIM13, whose product is annotated as tripartite motif containing 13. The transcript has 2 exons. The coding region runs from base 627 to 1853 and encodes 408 amino acids. The record is from RefSeq and is a predicted model, not a curated record. Gene Ontology annotation, molecular function: zinc ion binding. Lineage: Eukaryota; Metazoa; Chordata; Mammalia; Pilosa; Megalonychidae. Gene Ontology annotation, biological process: positive regulation of canonical NF-kappaB signal transduction; innate immune response; positive regulation of macroautophagy.